Ailuropoda melanoleuca (giant panda) is the source of this 2942-nucleotide messenger RNA. RefSeq names its product intercellular adhesion molecule 1 (gene ICAM1). Gene Ontology annotation, molecular function: integrin binding. The transcript has 7 exons. Gene Ontology annotation, cellular component: plasma membrane. The coding region runs from base 90 to 1685 and encodes 531 amino acids. Lineage: Eukaryota; Metazoa; Chordata; Mammalia; Carnivora; Ursidae. Gene Ontology annotation, biological process: cell-cell adhesion. The record is from RefSeq and is a predicted model, not a curated record.
AUAAAAGCUCCCGCGCGCUCCAGUAGCGCAGUCCGCGCCGCGCGCCUCUGCGCUUCUGCCGCACGUUCUCCGCCCUCCUUUGGCCCGCUAUGGCUCCCGGCACCGCCCGUCCCGCGCUGCCAGUGCUCCUGGCCCUGAUCGGAGCUCUGCUCCCAGGACUUGGAGGUGCGCAAACAUCAGCGCACCCCCCAGAAGCCAUCAUACCCCGAGGAGGCUCUGUCCAGGUGAACUGCAGUACUUCCUGUGACCAGCCCCCCACCUUGGGCCUGGAGACUCAGUUGAGUAAGAAGGAAGUGGCCCAUGGGGACCACUGGAAGAUCUUUGAACUGAGUGACGUGCAAGAAGAUAGCCAUCCAAUAUGUUUUGCAAACUGUCACGCACAGACGACGGCUGCAAUGACCCUCACCGUGUAUUGGUUCCCGGAGCAAGUGGAGCUGUUACCCCUACCCCGCUGGCAGCCCGUGGGCGAAAACUUCACUCUGCGCUGCCAGGUGGCAGGCGGGGCGCCCCGGACCAGCCUCACGGUGGUGCUGCUCCGCGGGGAGGAGGAGCUGAGCCGAAAGCCGGCCUUCGGGGAGCCCGCCGAGAUCACGGCCACGGUGCUGGCGGGCAGAGACGAUCACCUCGCCAAUUUCUCCUGUCGCACGGAACUGGACCUGAGGCCCCGAGGGCUGGGAUUGUUCCAGAACAGCUCGGCCCCCAGGCAGCUCCGAACCUUUGUCCUGCCAGAGACCCAGCCACGCCUUGCUACCCCCGAGAUUGUGGAAGUGGGCACACAGUGGACUGUGAACUGCUCUCUGGAUGGGCUGUUCCCAGCUGCGGAGGCCGAAGUCCACCUGACACUGGCAGAACAGAAACUGCACUCUACACCCCUGUACGGCAAGGACUCCGUCUUGGCCACAGCCAUUGUCAAGGCGAACGCAGAAGAGGAGGGCACCCAGCAGCUGGCGUGUGUGGUGACACUGGGAGGCCAAGACAGGAAGCGGAAGGAUAAUGUGAUCCUGUACAGCUUCCCCGCACCCAACCUGACCCUAAGUGAGCCAGAGGUCUCAGAAGGGACUGUGGUGACUGUGGAUUGUGAGGCCCAGGCUGGAGUCGUGGUGUCACUGAGCGGGCUCCCAUCGGGGACUCCAGCACCCAGGGCACAAUUCCAACUAAAUGCCAGCGCUGCAGACCACAGACGAAGCUUCUCCUGCUCUGCUGCCCUGCUCGUGGCUGGACACCUGCUGCACAAGAACCAGACCCGGGAGCUCCACGUCCUGUAUGGUCCCCGACUAGACCAGACGGAUUGUCCAGGAAACUGGACAUGGGAGGAAGGCUCCCAGCAGACCCUGAGGUGCCAAGCUUGGGGGAACCCGGUUCCUGAGCUGAAAUGUCACCGGAAGGGGGAUGAUGCUUUGCUACCCAUCGGGGACCUGAGGCCUGUCAAGCGGGAGGUUGCAGGCACUUACCUGUGUCAGGCCCGGAGCCCCCGUGGUGUGGUCACCCGCGAAGUGGUUGUGAACGUGACCUACUACCAGAGCAACAUGCUCAUCAUCAUUCUGGUGGCAGUUGCUGGCAUCCUAGGAACUGUGAGCACAGCCGCUUACCUCUAUAACCGCCAGCGGAAGAUCCAGAAAUACAAACUACAGAAGGCCCAGGAGGCAGCUGCCAUGAAGCUGAACACACCGGCCACGCCCCCCUGAACGGGGGCCAGGACCCCACCUCCUCCUCAGCCCCCCACACGGUGGCAGCGGUGCCACGUUGAACAAGGGUGGUCGUAGAGAGCCAUGCAGCUCUGCCCACCUUCCCAGGAUGCCUGAGGACAGGAUAGAGGCCUCAGGAUACAGACAGCACUUGGGGUCCUGGCACCUCCACACUUAGGAUCCCCAGGCCUCCUACCUACCUGACCUGGAGCCACAGGACUGAGCCACAAGGAGGGGGCAGGACUUGGGGCAUGACUGUGAGGGAUCUCAAAGCCUGACCUGUCUGGGGCGGGGUGUGGCGGGACACUCAACAUGGGACGCCCAACUGGGAAACAGUGAAACUCACCCCUGCUGCGUGUGCUGAGGCCCUCCAGUCCUAAGAGAGAAGUAGCCUGCACAGACACAAACCCCACAGAAACACAUACCCCCAUACUUCCUCUGACAGAUGCCAGCUCCAGCCCUGCUGGCCCCAGGCUGUCCCAAAAUUUUGAUGGUGACAUAUUUAUUUGUUCUUUUACCAGCUAUUUAUUGGGCGCCUUUUAUGUGGGCUAGAAUGGUAAAGAAGAGGAACAUGAGUCCCUGUCCUCAGGGAGCUCUCAGUCUAACCUCAUUCAGGGUUGCCAGGUACAGUCGUACUAGCUGUGCACUGCACAGGAGUACCUGGCAGAAGAGAUCAAGUGGGGCUGGAAUUUCCCAUUCCAUUGGCUAAGCUGCUUUCCUCCAGAAGGGGACUGGCAAUGGUGAUAUGGUUUAGUUGGUGACAUGCCCAGGGACAACCCACUGAGCCCUGACUCCUCCCCCAUCACCGACACUGACCUGUUAGCCCCCUCUCUGCCCAUAUGCAUCUCAGUGCUCACAAUGACACCCUGGCAGCUAAACCACGGAGUGCCAGGAAACUAUCCCCAACCCGUGUGUCCACCUUGUCCUGUUUCCAUCUCAGUGGGCCCAUGCAAGAACAGAGCACUCUGGCAGCCCCAGGUUCCUAAAGAGAUGAGGGGUACAGGCAGUAGGGAGGAGAGGCCUGGGAAGAUCUACUCCCAGCUCUGGAAGCCUCUCUCGUGCUAAUAAAGCUUUUUCAUAUGCGCCUGAGUUGAAGGGAGGUGACCCAUCCAGUUGGAACCCUUUCCAGCCCUGUCCUCCCACUUCCUCCCCCAGGAAAAGGCUGCCGGUUCAAGGCCCAUCCCUGAGGCUCUAAUCCAAAUCUGGGGCUUGUUAGGACCUUUUGAGACUCAAGCGAAAAUUAAAGAUUCUUCUCCA